AUGUCUUCAGCAUCAGAAAACCGUCCACCGAGCCCUUCAACAAAUACUCCCAUCGAGCGUCUAGCCACACACACAACUACCAGUAGUUCCGAAGGCCCGGCUUUCGAACCCAUUCGAACCAGAAAAACGAGAGACACGGUGGACUAUCAGUUUGAACACGAUGACGAUGCGACGCGCGAUGAGCUUGCCCGAAUCGCCUCGAUCCUCUCUGGCAAUCGAUCAACUCGGACUAACACUACCCCAACCCUGCAAAGACUUGACACCGUUGCAGGAAUGGGAAUCGAAUCACCAGAGUUUGACCCAAAUGAUCCAUCCUUUGAUUUCUUCCUGUGGAUGAGGAAGUUCAUUCAGCUACUAGAGCAGAGCGGCGUCAAAUUGAGGAGAAGCGGCUUCACCUUCAAAAAUCUUACUGUCUCUGGAAAGGGCGCCGCUUUGCAGCUUCAACAGAAUGUUGGAUCCAUCUUCAUGCAGCCUUUCCGUCUUCGUGAAGCAUUUAGCCACCCCCCUGAGAAGCAAAUUCUACAAAAUUUCAACGGACAUGUCGACAGCGGCGAGCUAUUGAUUGUGCUUGGCCGACCUGGAAGUGGCUGCUCUACUUUCCUCAAAAGUAUUUGUGGUGAACUUCAAGGCUUGAAUCUAUCCGAUGAUGCAAGCAUCACCUACAGCGGCAUUCCGCAGGAUGUUUUCUUGAAAGAGUUCAAGGGUGAAGCGAUCUACAACCAGGAGAACGAGAAACACUUCCCGCAUUUGACAGUUGGCGAGACCUUAAAUUUUGCUGCUGCUUGCCGCACGCCUGCCAAUAGAGUACUUGAUGUUCCUCGAGACGAUUGGGCAAAAUACAUGGCAUCGGUGAUGAUGAAUAUCUUUGGGCUAUGUGAGUACUCUCCAUCACCUCAUACGACCUCCUCCAUACCUCAAGCCAUUUUAGGAACCUUGUUGCUAACGGAAUCAGCUCAUACACGCAACACCAAAGUUGGAGAUGAUUUUGUGAGAGGCGUCAGUGGAGGAGAGAGAAAACGAGUGAGCAUUGCUGAAAUGGCUUUAGCUGGCCCCCCAAUUGCUGCUUGGGACAACUCGACGCGAGGUCUCGACUCUCAAACUGCUCUCGAAUUUGUCCGAUCUCUUCGAAUCGCCGCUGACAUUGGAGGCCUGACGUCACUUAUUGCGAUUUAUCAAGCAUCUCAAGCGAUUUACGAUUUGUGUGACAAGGCUAUUGUGCUUUACGAAGGCAAGCAAAUCUACUUCGGGCCUGCUGAUGGUGCUCGUGCAUACUUUGAGCAGAUGGGCUGGUAUUGUCCACCGAGGCAAACUACUGGUGACUUUUUAACAUCGGUCACCAAUCCGGGCGAGAGACAAGCCCGGGAAGGAUUUGAAUCCAGAGUUCCUCGUACUGCCGAAGACUUCGAGAAGCAUUGGCUCAACAGCCCAGAGUUCAAAGCUUCAUUAAACGAGUCAAGCAAGGCAGAAGACGCGGAUCAAGAUGGCAGAGAAGCCCUCCAAGAUUUCAGAGAAUCUCAUAGGCAAAUGCAAGCUGAUCACACUCGACCAAAGUCGCCUUAUGUUAUUAGCAUCCCAAUGCAGAUCCGCCUCUGUACGACCCGGGCUUACCAAAGACUAUGGAAUGAUAAAGCUUCGACCAUUGCUGUUGUCUUCAGCCAGAUCGCACAAGCUCUCAUCAUAGGUUCUGUCUUCUAUGGUACUCCUCUCUCCACCGGCAGUUUCUUUGCAAAGGGUUCCGUUCUUUUCUUUGCAGUUCUACUGAGUGCCCUUCAAUCUAUUGUUGAGAUCAAUACUCUCUACGCUCAACGACCGGUGGUCACGAAGCAUAAAUCAUUUGCCCUCUACCACCCCUUUACAGAGGCUGUUGCAGGUAUCGUGGCGGAUUUGCCUCAAAAAUUUGUGGUUACUUCCGUCUUCAAUUUGAUUCUCUAUUUCCUGGCGGGCCUGCGCGCAGAACCCUCGCAAUUCUUUAUCUUCUUCUUGUUCAACUUCAUGUCAAUGUUGACCAUGUCUGCUAUCUUCCGGACCACUGCGGCAGUCACGAAAACCAUCUCGGCAGCUCUGGCUAUCGCUGGCGUCAUGGUUCUUUGGAUUGUCAUCUACACCGGCUUCACUUUGCAGCGGUCAUAUAUGCAUCCGUGGUUCAAAUGGUCCAGCUGGAUUAACCCUAUCGCCUUUGCUUUCGAGAGUCUUCUGGUCAAUGAGGUGCAUGGCAGAGAAUUUCCUUGUGCGCCAACAAGUCUUGUACCGCCUUAUGGUCAAGGGUCAAAUUUUCAGUGCGCCGUGGCAGGUGCUGUGGCGGGCGAGAUCAAUGUAUCCGGAGACGCGUGGGUCCAAUCAUCUUAUGGCUAUUCCUACAGUCACAUUUGGCGGAAUUUGGGUUUCCUUUUCGCCUUCAUGAUAUUUUUCUAUGCCGUGUAUUUUAUCGCCAGCGAGAUCAACUCCGAUUCGACCUCAACCGCAGAAUUUUUGGUGUUUCGAAGAGGUCAUGUUCCGGCUCAUCUGUUAUCCAAAGACCGGCAAGAUGAAGAAACCUCAGCCAUUGCCGAGAAAGGUGCUCCUGCAGAGAAUCCAACAGACGGUGCGAACGAGGAGGCAGUCACAGCUCUGCCAGAGCAGAAGGAUAUAUUCACCUGGCGUAAUGUCACACUCGACAUCAAAAUUAAAGGUGAACCACGAAGGCUACUCGACGGAAUCUCAGGCUGGGUCAAGCCGGGCACUUUGACAGCCCUUAUGGGGACAUCGGGCGCCGGGAAAACUACACUGCUCGACGCUUUGGCACAGAGGAUUAGUAUCGGAGUUUUGACAGGCGACAUGCUUGUCAACGGAAAACCACUCGAUGCUUCGUUUCAGCGGAAAACAGGCUAUGUACAGCAACAAGAUCUUCAUUUAGAGACCGCUACUGUUCGCGAAGCACUUCGCUUCUCAGCACAUCUUCGUCAACCCAAGUCCGUUUCCAUCCAGGAGAAAAAUGACUUUGUGGAGGAGGUCAUCAAAAUGUUGAACAUGGAAGCGUUCAGCGAAGCCAUUGUCGGCAAUCCUGGAGAAGGCCUGAAUGUAGAGCAGCGAAAGUUACUUACCAUUGGAGUCGAGCUUGCAGCAAAACCUGCUCUUCUUAUAUUUCUUGACGAGCCGACUUCUGGUCUGGAUUCACAAAGCUCUUGGUCUAUUGUUGCAUUUCUUCGCAGGCUCGCGGAUGCUGGGCAAGCCGUGUUAUGCACUAUCCAUCAACCAUCCGCCAUUCUCUUUCAAGAAUUCGACAGGCUACUUUUCCUGAUGAAGGGUGGGAAAACCAUUUACUUUGGUGACAUUGGAAAGAAUUCCAGUACACUACUCGAUUACUUCGAGAGGAAUGGUGCGCCGAGAUGUGAUGAUGAUGCCAACCCAGCAGAAUACAUGCUUGAAAUUUGUGGCAAGAAGUCCGAUCGUGAUUGGAGUGAAGUGUGGAAAACAACACCAGAGGCUCAAGGCGUUCAGGAGGAGCUCGAACGACUCCAUCAAGCAAGGGUGGACGAGCGUCCAGCCGAUGAUGGAUCUCGCUCGGAGUUCGCCAUGCCACUAUCAUCACAGCUUUACUAUGUUACGGAGAGAGUCUUUCAGCAGUAUUGGCGGACUCCUUCUUACAUUUCGGGGAAGUAA
This is a messenger RNA of Exophiala bonariae, 3639 nucleotides long. Its product is annotated as GTPase-activating protein. Gene Ontology annotation, cellular component: membrane. The record is from RefSeq and is a predicted model, not a curated record. The coding region runs from base 1 to 3639 and encodes 1212 amino acids. The transcript is spliced from 6 exons. Lineage: Eukaryota; Fungi; Ascomycota; Eurotiomycetes; Chaetothyriales; Herpotrichiellaceae. Gene Ontology annotation, molecular function: ATP binding; ABC-type transporter activity; ATP hydrolysis activity. Gene Ontology annotation, biological process: transmembrane transport.